Messenger RNA from Panicum virgatum (switchgrass), 819 nucleotides. RefSeq names its product mavicyanin-like. NCBI's taxonomy places the organism in Eukaryota, Viridiplantae, Streptophyta, Magnoliopsida, Poales, Poaceae. The coding region runs from base 68 to 640 and encodes 190 amino acids. The record is from RefSeq and is a predicted model, not a curated record. The transcript has 2 exons. Gene Ontology annotation, molecular function: electron transfer activity. Gene Ontology annotation, cellular component: plasma membrane.
CAGGCCCCAGCACUCAUCACUGACCACACCUAAGCCCUCCUGCAACAUUGUUCUUGAAGCUGUCAUCAUGACUGGCGCUGCAGUUAUCGCCGGCCUGGUGCUCCUCGCCGCCGCCGCCGCUCCGGCGUUCGCCACGGAUCACGUGGUCGGCGACUCGUCCGGGUGGACCAGCGGCGUGGACUACACCACCUGGGCGAAAGGCAAGACCUUCAGUGUUGGGGACAACCUGGUGUUCCAGUACAGCGCGAUGCACUCGGUGGCGGAGGUGAGCUCGGCGGACUACAGCGCGUGCUCGGCCAGCAACUCCCUCCAGUCGUACAGCGACCAGAACACCAAGAUCCCGCUCACCGCGCCCGGCACGCGCUACUUCAUCUGCGGCACCGUGGGCCACUGCAGCAGCGGCAUGAAGCUCGCCGUCAAGGUGUCCGCGGCCGCCGCCACCUCCCCGGCGGCGUCGUCCCCGCCCGCCGACGACGGCACUCCCCCGGAGACGACCACGCCUUCCGCGUCGACACCCCCCGCGACGACGGCGGCGCCCACGACCAAGUCCACCUCGAGCAGCACCGCCGGGGAGGCCCCGCUGGCGAUGGGCGUACUGGCCGGCGCAGCGGUGCUCGUCAGCCUCGCCCUGAUGGCCUAGGCAAGAGGCAGUGCUGUCGUUCCCGUGCCUUUUCCGUUUGGUUGUAGUCGGCUGUUUCACGCGCUCUCCAUUCACGUCUCUGCGUCGCGAACGUCUUGGUUCGAGACUCGUGUUGUGUACCUGUACCUGUACGAUCAUUCUUGAUUUAGAGAAACUACUGUUCUCUGAUGCUUGGACCC